This is a messenger RNA of Sturnus vulgaris (Common starling), 1787 nucleotides long. The record is from RefSeq and is a predicted model, not a curated record. Lineage: Eukaryota; Metazoa; Chordata; Aves; Passeriformes; Sturnidae.
UGAAGAUUAGUCAGAUGCCUUCUGUCCAUUCCCUGCCUCACAUGCUAUGUCAUGCAAGCUUUGGAACACUUAGAACAUAAUUUAAACGAAUGACUAAUUUGGCAAGCAUAAUGGAAGGCACACAUACCAUCCUUCAAUUGCACAAACCCAUUAUGGAGCUUUGUUACAUCAGCUUCUAUCAUCCAGAGGGGAAAGUCACAGGAUUUACUUGCAAGAGCUCUGGAACUCUGGAUGGAACCAGUAAGAGUUACUGUGGCUGCUAUCAAGCAAGGGAGAGGUUGGACAUGAACCUGAGAGAACUGCCAGAUAAAGACUGUGGAGUUAUUAUUUUCAAGCAAACUACCACAAAAGACCUUCUCAAUGAAAUGUACAAACUAACUGCUGAAAAGGAAAAACUGUUAUCCAGUGUUUUGAGAUCUCAUCAUAUUCCAGACCUUAAGGCAGGACGUCAGGAGGAAAAGCAGCAGGAUGUUUCCGGAGUCCCGAAACUUAAAGGUGAUAAUUACUCCAGUCUUACACAUCAGCAGGAGUUAUUGCUGGAUUCUACAAAGAGGGACAAUUUGAAUCACAAAAAAAUGAGGAAAUACAGAAGGAAAGAGAGCUUUGAGGAGAUCAGACAUCGGAAAGAGGGAAAAAAGAUACAAGAACAUCUAUUUUUACUGAGUGCACAAGACAUGCAACAGAAAAAUAAGAAGAUGGUCUCCACAAAACUUUCUAUCAGGAAUUAUCCCAGCUCCUUUUCUCCCUCCAGCUGGCUAACAGUAAAAGGUAAGGAUAAUUUACCAGUAGACAAUAGAAUACAACCAGAAAGGUGGACAGAAGAGGGGUAUUUUCUUAAGAGCAACAAAGCUGUGAAAUUGGAUGUUGACUUACCAAGUUCUAGCUCAAAAGACAUCAAUGAUGUUGUUGCAGUUGAACCAGUGGAUAAUGGAGAAUGCAUUCCUGAAGUUACCAAGGUACAACAGAGGACCACUUUGGUGAAUUCAUCUCAGUACAGUCUGUCUAACAAACUUGAGACAUUAAGUAAAUCUGCAGCUGCUAAAAUCUUGAAAAGUAGCAAGUAUGCUGAGCCAGUAUGCAAGGAGAAACCAGGAAUCACAGUUCUUGCUGAAGUCCAGGAUUUAGACACCUGUAUUAAAAAAGUUACCAACCUUCCUGCAGAGUCUUUACAUGAUCCUCACAGAGACAAUGAAACCAUUUCUCCUGCUCUCACAACAGCACAUAAUGAGUUUAUAUCAAGAACUAAUGUAUACUCUGUAGAUGAAGCUACUGGGGAUUCUAAUAACAGUGUGCUGGAGGAGAAGGAGGAAGAUGGCUCUGGUUUGCAGUACAAAGCAGAGAGAGUGCACAUUACUGAUGAGUCAUGCAACCUUGUGGGAGCUGUUAAUAAAGCUCUUCUGAAAGUUAUCCGGAGCGACAGUUUAGAUGAAGCUGCAGAAUGGAAGAGGCUGCAACAAAUUACAAGAGUAGACAGAAACCUGCCAGGCUCACUAUAUGAGAAAAGGACCACGGUAUCCCGGGGAAACGGCAAGCAUUUAUUUUUGAACCUGCCUGUAAAUGAAAGUCCUGAUAUUCCUCAGACAAGUAAUAAUCUUAAACUGGAAGAGAAAAGGCUGCAUUCACCCCCAUUAGCAGCAGUGAGUAAUGUUUUUAGUAAUUCAUAUCCUCUAUCUAAUACACACAAACAAAUGUCUCCUAUUCCUUCUCCGUUAUCUUCGAGACUGCCUAGCCCGCAGCUGCACCACCGCAUCCUCCCGCUACCAGCACAGGGCACCGAGGACGAAUCC